Messenger RNA from Prinia subflava (tawny-flanked prinia), 8705 nucleotides. It is a transcript of the gene CMTM3, whose product is annotated as CKLF like MARVEL transmembrane domain containing 3. Lineage: Eukaryota; Metazoa; Chordata; Aves; Passeriformes; Cisticolidae. The coding region runs from base 953 to 1462 and encodes 169 amino acids. The transcript has 5 exons. Gene Ontology annotation, cellular component: membrane. The record is from RefSeq and is a predicted model, not a curated record.
UUCCCUCCUUCAGAGAGGAAAAAAAAAAAUUUAAAAAAAAAUUCCACGGCCAACCCCCCACCCCUGUUGGAGUCCAGGGGAUCCCUCUGACAGCCCUGGAGAGUCAGGGGGCUGUACAGGGGGGUCUGGGAUCUGUACAAGGGGGUCAGCCAGCCUCCCACAGAGCCCAGAAGGACUCUGAUUCUGGCUCCUAUCCAUGGAAGUGAAUGCUCACAUGAAGGAAGAAUCACAGAUCCUAAGAAUUUAGAAGUAGAUAGUAGUUUGUUAUAGAGUAUACAUGUAGAGAUUAGGAUUCAUAGUAUACGGGGCUGAGAGGACAAGAUGGAGGAAUUGGGGAGUGGCCCCUAGUUUCCUUGUUCUUGUUCUCAUCCCCCAUCUUUUGCUGAUUUGGACUUUAGAGAUUGGUUUAGAAUAGAACUGACAUGUUAGCGUAGCAAGUUAGUAUUGGUAAUGUUCUGUAAACAAUAAAUACGUCUUGGACUGUGGUUGGGUCGGGGGUACGGUACAUAAGGUACGGGGCUCUCUGAUCCGGGCAGUCCAGCGGCAGCCCAGCGCCAGUCCAACGGCGUGUCUUGCUUUGCUGGGGACGCCUUGCAAAGCCGAACAAGAACAGUUAGAUAAUAUGAAAUAAACAACCUUGAUAACUUCAGCUGCUGGACCCACAGUGUCGUCUCUGCCUUCGGUGUGAAACGCUCAGGGCAAAGAGAAGACAGAAAACCUUAUUAUCUUGGGGAACAGCAACCCCAGGGAAAUACCCAGGGAACAGCAACCCUGGGGGAAGAUUUCACCACCUCGGGGAACGGCCACCCCGAGGAGAAUCUCGGGGAACAUCAACCCGGAGACACCCCGAGCCUGAGCCCGCGCCCAGCCCGAGCCCGGCGGGAGCUCAGGCCGAGCCCAACGCGAGCCCAGCCCAGCCCAGCCCCAGCCCACCCCGCCCGCCGCCGCAGCCAUGGAGGACCCCGAGCCCGCGGGCGCUUCAGCAGCGCCCGGGCUGAGCUCGCUGCUCCCCCCACGCGAGUUCCUGCGCUCCCGCAAGGGGCAGCUGCUGCUCUCUGAGUCGGUGCUGUCAUUUAUCAUCUUUAUCUGCUAUAUUGCAUCUCUAGCAGCUUCUUUCAUGAUGGCACCACUCCUAGAGUUUCUGCUGGCACUGUUUCUUCUUUUUGCCUACGCCUCCAAGCUUAAUGAGAAGUUUAAAGGAGUCCACUGGCCUUUGGCGGAUUUCUUGCGCUGUGUCACCGCUGCCAUUAUUUACUUUGCCAUUUCAAUUGCUGCUGUCUCAAAAUACAACGAUGGAGCAUCUAAAGCAGCAGGGGUGUUUGGGUUUGUAGCCACCAUCGUGUUUGCCAUUGAUUUCUACAUAACCUUCAAUGACCUGGUCACUUUUCUCAAGCAAGGCAGCUCCAAUUCCCUCGAGGGCCGCAAGACAGAAGAUGAGGACUCCGACUCUGACUCAGACUGAAGAACCAAGCAUGAAGGGAAGAUGAUCAAGCACUUUCCUCUUUGCUGAAUGCACUGCCAAUUGAGAUAUCUCCUCUUUUCAGCCCCUUUCCACCUCACUGUUUAUGGAAUCACCAGAGCACAUACAGGGCAGUGAUGUGGAAAAGGAGACAUUAAUCACUCCUUGACAACUACAGAUCCAACAGUGGUUCUGUGCAAGCAACACAGCUCGAUUCUCUGCUGCCCCUCCCCACUCAGCACAUCCAUGUCCUGAGGAAAUAGGAAGAGCAUUUUUAACAUUUACAGCUUUUAAUGUGCUUUCAUAAUUCCAAACCUUUAACAUUCAGAGCUUUUAUACUUCUUGAUGUGCCAAAGAAGAGAGGUUUGGAUGCAUCUGUUUGUAUUUUUCUUCAUUAACUAACAGUAUUUCUUUAUCCAAAGUCUGAGUACUCACAAGCACUGAAGGCAGGGAUCACAGUUAACACAUUGGUUUCCCUACCUUUGUAUCUCCUGUCUGUCUGUGACAAGGAAAAGUGAUAACUGGAAAUCUGCAGCAAGAGCAAACCUGCAAGUAUAAUGGUGCUGCAGAGCAGCUGGCUCGUCAAACAUUCAGUAUCCCUUGUUUUAAGCUGCUUGGUUGGAGUCACAUCCCCUCUGCUGCAAUUUCACCACAGGGUGGGCUGGAACAGGUGUGGCAGCUCUGGGCAGCCCUGCCCUGUUUCUGUGGAAGCCACUGUGAGUGUUUGCAUAGCCAGGGAAAGCAGGCUUGGAAAACAGCUCCCCACAGGAGCUGCCUGGGGAUCCUGCAGGUGUUUGUGCCCCAGGCAGCAGUGCCUGAUGUCUGCUCUGUGUUGAGGCCACUGGGGCUGCCCUGACACCAGCACCAGACUGGUGCCACUGGACACUGGUGCUGCCACACUGAGGGUGCACAGGCCCCAGGAGGCCAGGAGUGCCUCCUCCCCACUGGGGAAAGGCCAAGAAACCAACCCCAAACUACAGAAUGUCUGCCAUGAAUUCAUCUCCCCAGCCCCUUUUUUCAGUGUGGGUGGGGUGGGUUGGUUUUUCACCCCUGGAAGAAUGUGAUUUAUCUUGUGGUGUUGUAUUCCGGGGAAAAGCCCUCAGAAUUUACAAGCUGUUCUCACAGGUAGCACAACCUGCAAUAUCUGUGUCCAUUUAUAAACACUUGGGAAUGCUUGGGAAGAGCAUGGCAUACUCCUCACAGAUGGCAUCAGACAGGUCUGUGGCAAAGACACCUGCAUGGAUUUUUCAAAAAUGAAUACAGUAUCAGAACAGGUGUGAUUAAAAGGCGAGCAGAUGGUACUAACAGAGUAAGUGAAAAACAGGGAUAAAACAAUAAAGGCAGAUUUCCUUUGGAAUAAAAUCAGCACCUGGGUUCCAGUUCCCUGUGGCAGCUGCCAGCUGGACAGGGGAGCUGGCAGGGAGCAGGGGGUGCUGCUCAGGCUCAGAGCUGGCAGGCAGGCAGCUCCUACACCUCCUGCUUCCUGACCACUGAGAGAGUAAAUGCAAAACAAGUGGUUGCAUCUAAAUGUGACAGAUAAUCUUUGAUUUAUAAGAAAGAUCUCUUUGGACCUUUCCCUGUACAAACUCCCAUGUUUCUUUCCCUUGUCAUAUUUUACUGGCACACACUGUGAUGUUCAGGGGACCUGGGCUCAUUUUUGUACUCAUUUUGUAUUUCCCUUUAAGUAAAAAAUGUACUGCAUGUCACAGCUGGAGACAUGGUUAAUAUUUAGAAACCAUGCUGGAUUAAACCUCUUUUAAUAGAAGUGUUGGGUGUCUUUACUUAUUUGAAGACUUGAUUUUGCUGCUUUGCCUCUGCCCAGCACAAGGGACAGUGACUUAAGGAAUCCUAAAUCUGUGCUGGGGAGAGGACACAGCUCAGAGCCAGCCCUGGGGACCAGCCACAGGACAAACCUCUUCCUUAGAGCACAAGACGAAAAAAUUUAACCAAGAAUUAGUUCUAAAUAUUGAGUAGACAUUGGGGAUGCAGUGCUCCCUCUUGGCAACCAAUAAUCCUGUGAACAACAAAGUCCCCUUGGGGUUCACGCUUCACACACCCAAAAUAAUACAGGGGUUUUCUGGUCAUUUUUUCCAUGUUGGAUUAAAAGAAACAGGCAGCAAACAAAAUGUUCCUUAGUUGCCUCAGGACUGCUUUAGCAGCUUGCAGUGAGGUGCCUGCCCAGAGAAUUUCAUUACUGGCUUUUGAGUACUUGAUGACUUCGUUUAUUUCAAAGCAGUUUGCUCCCAGGAUCAAGGACUUCUGUAAGAUCCCAGCCUUCUAUUAAAAAAGAUCUGUUCCCAUUACUGAAACAAAACAUGGCUCUGUAUUUUAGGAUUAUAAUUUCAGAAAAUUAGAUUUAAAAUAAUUACUUCAAAGCCAGUUUGGAUUGGGGUGGAAGGAGCUGACUCUGGGGUCUUCUGCCCAUAUUCUGCCACAAAUACUGCACCAAGCUCAGGGUCUGGGGCACGUGGAGGAAAAGUCAAAGUCAGCUUGGCUUUUUGGGUUUUUUAUUUGUUUGCUUGUUUUUCCUCAACUGACAACAUCAAAAGGGUGCUGGGAGCGCUGGUUUCUCUGCAGUUCAGGUUUCAGGAGACAAACACAACACAUCACCUGCAGUGUAGAGCCCUUAGUUAAGUCCUGAUUUCAGUGGCCUUGUCAGACACCUCUUUCCAAUCACAACCACUCGUGUCCUGUGGAGGAGCUGCUUCCGAAGCCCCCAGAGCCCAAUCCCUGCCCUCACUGCAGCUCCUGCACAGCCACGGCCACCUGGAUUCCUGGGCCUGCCUGAGAAGGAGUUUCCAAACCCAAGUGUGGACAAAUCUGUGUAGAAACAAUGCCAGAAGUUCCAUGACCUCGAAGCCACUGACAGGAAGGGAAAGUGGCACCUCAGGUGAGUUCACACAGCUCUCACCUGCCUGAAGGGCUCUCCCUCCUACCAAGCUUUUACAUUUAUCUGUGGACUUGUUCAGACUUGUGCAGUGAUUUUUGGACAAGUGACGUUAAGGAAUUCAAAAGACCUUUCCAAGGAAUUCAAAUACCUUUCCAAGCAGCUUUUUUAGAUUCUGACUGAAGUAAGAGGCUCUCUUGUCCUUUGAACACUCUGUCCAUUACUCCACCUAACUGUGAUUUUCACUUGAUGCUGAAGUUCCUCAAGGCUUCAAUUUGCAUCUGACAGUCACUCCCAGGACACCAAGGAAGAGCAGAGCAUCCCAGCUGCUGUGGUGGUGGAGAACAGCCUGGUGGGCUGGAAAGCAGAACUCAGCUGGAUGCCCUGUUCAGCAAGCCCCUGGCUCCACUCAUGGUCCUUCUGCUGAGGAUGUUCCCUGGGCACAGCUCUGAUCAGAAACAAUAUCAGUGCAUGGCUGCACUCCGGGUUUGCACCAGGGUACAAAGGGCAAAUGCCACACGGGGCAGCACGUGCACAGCACCUGGCCACCCUUUAAUCCUCUGAGAGAGAAUGCAUCAAAGAAGCAGAAGAAAUUUAGGUAAGCACUGAAAAUGUGAAUCUUGUUACAAGAUGCUUGAGACACCUUUUUGCAUGGAAUAUUGGCUUAAAAGUCAGGAUCUUUAAAAAGUCAUGAAUAAAUAAACAGGAAUGCAUCAAAAAAUCCACAGAGAACACAGAUAGUCACCUAGGACAUUCCUUUCCUGGAAGAAUUCAGUGUUCAGUGUUUUGUAAACCUUCCAGGUCAGAAAGUAAAGUAGUGCUACCCAGAAAAUUCAAGUGUGGUUUUGUUUGGGGCUUUGGAGAGAAGUUUGGGUAGAGGUUUUUUGGUUUGGGGUUGUUGUUAGGGAUUUUUUUUUUUUUUUGGUUGGUUGAUUUCUUUGUUUGGUUUGGUUUUUUGUUGCUAUUGCUUUUGUGGGGGUUUUUUGGUUGGUUUUAGUUGAUUUUUAAAAUAAGUCAAUUUUAAAAUCUAUUUCCAUGAAAAUACUGAUUCCAACAUUAAUUUUCGCCAGGAAAUACUUGUCCUUUUCUUUUAUGGAUUUUGGACACAGCCCAUCACAUUUUCGUAGACUGAUCCAUGAAUAAAUUAAUUACAGUCCUUCUGGAAGAAAAGAUACCCAGUAUCUAAAAGUUACACUUUUUUUUUUUUUUUUUUUUUUUAAUUUGACAGCUGCUGAAGCUUCUCCUGACCCAGGAGCACCUGGGUAAUGCCACAGUGCUGCUGACAGCCCCACACAGGCAAAAUGAACCGGCCUCGUGUAAGAGCCUCUGGCUCCCUCAGGGCAUCCUUCCUUUGUGCCACCUCCUCACACGCCCCUGAUCCCUCCCCAGUGUUCUGAGGGCAGCAUCCACAUUCCCAAAUCUCUUCAAACUCACCCAUCCCUCUGUGCCCUUCCACAGUUCUCACCUGUAUUGAUUCAGUGCUUCCACCUCCUGCCCAAAGCACCUGGAAACCAAAAAUCCCACCAGCAUCGCUUACAACCUCCAGCUCAUGAGGCAGCAGAGAAAUGCCCCAAAUCCCGGGGCAUUUCAGCCCCAAAUCCCUUUCCAGUCCCAAAUGGGCAGGUGCAGCACCCAGGAUGGAGCCCUGCAGCCCACGGCAGUGCCCCGGAACCACUCACAUGCAGGUGAGCAGCAGAGCAGUUCCACCUCCCUCUGCUCCGCUGCCCUCUCCCCAAGGCCUCUCCCUUGGCUGGCCCCUGCCCCAGGAGUGUCCCAGGGGCAGCCCCAGCCAGGGCUGCCCUGCUGGGUGUUUCACCCACGCUGUACCACACACAAAGGGCAUUUUACAGCUGCCUGACCAAGUUAUGAACCCGGGAACGCCCCCAGAACUGCACUGAGGGGUUCUGCUGCCUCUGGGGGUGGUUUCACCCCAGCAGCCCCCAGCCCCACACAGGAUUUACUCUCUCAGUGAGACGAGGCAGAGAAUGGGGAGGUGAAAAGUGAGAAAACUCCUGUGUUGAGAUAAAGACAAUUUAUCAGGGAAAGCAAAAGCAGUGCACACAAGCAAAGCAAAAGAAGGGAUUGGUUCCCCUGGGCAGGCAGGUGUUCAGCACCUCCAGAAGAGCAGGGCCACAUCCCCUGGAAGGGUGGCUUGGGAAGACAAACACCAUCACUCCAAACAUGUCCCUUCCUCCUUCUUCCCCCUUCACACACUGAUGCCACAAGGUGUGGGAUACCCCUGUGGUCAGGUGGGGUCACCUGUCCUGGCUGUCUCCCCCCAACCUCCCAGGCACCCCCAGCCCCUCCCCAGCAUGGCUGCACAAGGGGCAAGAAAGGCCUUGGCUCUGGGUGAGCUCAACAAGAACAAAAACAUCUCUGAAUUAUCAACACCCAUCCAAAACAGCCCCACACCAGCCACUGGGAAGAAAAUUACCCCUCCCCAGACCACGUUUACAGAUAAGAUUUACAUGUUUACACUGUUUUAGUACUUUAAUAUGUCCAUUUAUUAAACAGGAAGUCCUUCACAAAUGAUUCUGUACUAUAUUGAUUGGACUAAGUGUUAGAAAACUACCAUUUCUCCUACAUACAAAAAUACAGACUUUUACCACUAUGAAGAAUGAUCAGAAGAGUACCGUGGAAACCCAGAGAGCUCAAAUCUUCCAAUACCAGAAAGAAAAGACAGAAAGACAACUAAAUUAAAAAAAAUUACAAAAAGUAUUGUGCCCAUAUACAAAAGACUGGAAAAGCAAAAUGACAUUUAAAACUGAUAAAUACACCACUUAAAUUACGCUGCAACAGCAUGGAUUUUAAAACCAAGAUCGCUUUGUGUAUUGCAAGACUUUACAAUUCUUCAGCUUGUGUUUUUUGAUUAGGACAGACACCAACAGAAGGAACACAACUGAAAGAUGGUUACUGGUGUGGAAACAAGCUGGAGGUUGUGUUUUUUUGUGGAGUACCUUGGCUUUGAGCUUGGUCAAGCAUUCCCAGGACACCUUUCCCACCCAGAGCUGGCAGCUGCUGCUGUGCCAGCAGUGAGUUCCAGCUGUGGGCACGGCAGGAAGGGGCUCCCAGCUGGAGGCAGUGCCUUGGAGCAGCUGCUGCAGCACCAGGCUCGGGCUCUGCUGGAAUGCCGGAGCCCAGUGGACAGUGGGAGAUCCUCCAGGGCUGUGAACAGUCUCCAGGGGAAUGUGCUGCCUGCUGGAACCCUCCAGUCCUGCAGCAGGGUCUGGUGCUCAGGACAGCCCUGGCCUGCCGCCCCUGGGGCGAGGGGCACCGCCCAGGGCAGGGCAGGACAAGAGCCGGGAGCUGCCCUCGCACCACACCAAGAGAUGCACUGAGGGCUCUCCAGGACGGGACAUUGCAGGUUUUAUUCCAAAAGCAAAGUACCAAGGGUAUUGCAUGGCAGACUUGUGCUCAUGAUGAAAGGAGAAUUGCAUCCCCUUUGCUCAGCCUGAAUGGAAUUCUAACCUGGUAUUUCCAUAAUACCUCUGAGCUGUUUGCAAUUACAAACCUGUCAGUACAGCACCUGUAACACAGAGGGAUAAAGUCUUUUGGUCAGGCAUGGAUGCUCCCUCCUCAGAAGCUGUAAGUCAUGAAUUAUGAGCUAGAGUUGGAAUGUUUGGAUUGGGCUGCAGAGUCUGUCUAGAGGAGCCAGAGCAGCCCUGAGAACACAGACCCCACACUGAGCACCCUCCACAGGGCCCGAGGAAGGGAAUCCGGAGCACCAGAGAUGUGCUCGGGGGCAGCCAAGGGCAGAGCAAAGGAGAGGCAACCCAGAUUCCCAGGGGUCACACUCAGUGCACACACGGAGGGAAGGCAGUGACCACGGCAGCCAUAAACCUGGAGUUGGUGGGAACAAAGCACAACGAGGCCAGAGCUCCGUUAGUGACUCACGUUACAAAAACAGUGUUUACUGCAUUAAUAAAUUUACAUCUCUAUUCCUGUGAAUGACAAGUGUCUGUACCACACAUGGAAGGCACCCUAGGUGAAGCAGUUUUUCGGUAUUUGUUUACAAUUCUGUGAAAAGACAGAGUGUCGAUUUCCAAAUCAAAUUCGAGCAUUAUAAUGAGAAAUAAAUACAUACUUUACUAUUUUAUUGUGGGUUCCUGAACCCUUACAAACUUCAACAUAUACAAAUAGUUUCAAAAUGACACUAACACAGAAGAGAGUAAGUCUAGACAGAUAUAAUGAUCAGCAAAGUCAUUUGUCCUAUUGUGUCAUAAAUGUUGUGUCUAAAGUACAGAAAUCAUUUCAAAAUGCAAUAAAUUUGCCACAAUAUAUAAUUCAAAAUAUUUUCUUACUCCAGGACUGUGCUGUAUGAGUUAAAGCUGGAUGAGCUGUAGUGCUGAGACACUCUCC